Tremella mesenterica DSM 1558 is the source of this 1242-nucleotide messenger RNA. RefSeq lists its product as uncharacterized. Bases 1 to 1242 code for a protein of 413 amino acids. The transcript is spliced from 13 exons. Gene Ontology annotation, molecular function: double-stranded DNA binding; recombinase activator activity. The record is from RefSeq and is a predicted model, not a curated record. Gene Ontology annotation, biological process: homologous chromosome pairing at meiosis; meiotic strand invasion involved in reciprocal meiotic recombination; meiotic joint molecule formation. Gene Ontology annotation, cellular component: condensed nuclear chromosome; DNA recombinase auxiliary factor complex. Lineage: Eukaryota; Fungi; Basidiomycota; Tremellomycetes; Tremellales; Tremellaceae.
AUGCCACCCAAAGCAGCCAAAGAGAAGGCGGUCAAAGGCGAUGAGGCAGAAGAAAUGGUGUUGCAAUAUCUCAAGUCGGUCAAUAGGCCAUAUAGUAGUACCGACGUCUCGGCCAACUUGAAGAACAAAGUCCCUAAACCUGCCGCACAGAAGAUCAUGUUAACUCUAGCGGAACGAGGCGAGAUAGUGAAGAAAGAGUACGGCAAACAACAAGUCUUCGUGUACAAUCAGAAUAAUUUACCUGUUUUAUCGGGUAAACAGAUGAACACGAUUGAUACGGAGCUCAAAAAAGUUCAAGGGGAGCUAGAAGAGAAGAGGAAAGAGUUGAAAGAUUUACAAUCUCAGCUUUCAUCUAAAAUGGCUUUACCAAAGACGAAAGAUCUAGGAAAAGAUAUAGAGAAUCUGCGGGCGGAGAACGACUUAACUACCAAAGCUUUAGCUCCGUAUCGAACCACAGACAGUGGUCAACCGGCUGUCUCGCCUCUGACGAAAGACGACGCAAAGAGGAUUGAUGAUGAGUUUGUGAAAUGGCGAAAAGAAUGGGUGGAUCGAAGGAAGGUGUAUAAAGAAGCCCUGGGAGCUCUUUGUGAUGGAGGAGCAAUCGAUUCUGUCCCCGCAUUUGAAGAAGACCAAGGAAUAUCUCCCGACGAUGAAGAAAGCAAAGCGGUGGAAGAAGGAGAUUUUUGCAAACCUCAGGUCACAAUCAGAUCCAAGAUUGUACAACGAACCACCACCGUUCCUACCGCCAAACGAACCACUAGCGCUUCCGCAUCUGCCGAAGGACCGAAGACGAAAAAGGGAAAGAAAGCAUAUAUUCUCACGACCUAUGACGUGUUGACCGACGGUCUUGGUGUCAAACCAUCGGAUCCGGUAGCCGGUAGCCGCUCGCGCUUCAUCUGGACGACGGUAUCCUGGGAUUCUUUCGGUACUUUUUAUGAGCAGACAGAGAUUGACCACUCUCUCACUUGCAACUUGGUAUAUCCAAAUGUAUCAAUCCCAGUUUCCCCACUUCAUAAAUCUCAACACUUUUCAAAACUCUUUAUUCAAGCCAUACAGUAUGCAACAUGCAACAUUGACCAUAAGGAGAAAAUAACCGCCGUAGAGAACGGGAGAAAAUUCUAUUUUUCCUUUAAAAAGCUUGAAAAGCAAGUCCGAGCUCCGACCCUGAACCCUGAAAUCCUCUCGAGUUGCGCCCUCCGAUUAGAAAUGACGUGUACGCCAUCAUUCACGGUGCUUCAGUAA